Trypanosoma conorhini is the source of this 1446-nucleotide messenger RNA. Its product is annotated as leucine zipper-EF-hand containing transmembrane protein 2. The record is from RefSeq and is a predicted model, not a curated record. Gene Ontology annotation, cellular component: mitochondrial inner membrane. Gene Ontology annotation, molecular function: ribosome binding. Bases 1 to 1446 code for a protein of 481 amino acids. Gene Ontology annotation, biological process: intracellular monoatomic cation homeostasis. The transcript has a single exon. NCBI's taxonomy places the organism in Eukaryota, Euglenozoa, Kinetoplastea, Trypanosomatida, Trypanosomatidae.
AUGCUUAGGGCUUCCAGGAUUAGGUUUUCUGAUGUAGCCUAUUCAAAACCAGCUGCACGCUCAGGCGUAGGUUACUAUGCUAAUGUUGCUUGGGAAGGGCUUCGUCAUGUAUAUCACGGUUUUCGACUAUUUUUCUUGAACACAAGGCUGGCUUGGAAGUAUUCUCGUCAGCUGAAGGCAGGUGUCGCCCUUACCCGUCGGGAGCGUUUGCUCUUGGAAAGUGCCACAAGGGAUCUUGUCCGGCUUGUCCCUUUUAGCUUCUUUAUCGUGGUCCCGUUUGCUGAGCUUUUACUUCCUGUCGCACUGAAAAUGUUCCCAGAUUUGAUCCCUUCAACGUUUGAAACAAAAAGUCAGGGUCGUAACCGAGCCUUUUCUGCUGCCCUGGGAACACUUCGUGCACGACAGCGAGUGAUGGAGUAUUUAUCUACCACUGCGUUUGUUAGUUUCACCAAGGAACAACAAGAGGUAGUGCGUUCUUGUGCACUGGGGGAGUCUGUGAGUGCUUCUCAGAUAAAACUGAUAGCCCCUCACUUUGAUCGUGACGGACCGUUAAGUGUAUACAAAUGUCCUGACAGUGUUGCGUUGGGAUUAGCGCGAACGGUUGGUGUUUUUAAAACGUACCACGGAUUUUUUCCAGCUAAAAUAAUGGCACCUUACAUGCGUCGAAAGAUCAUACGUCAUUAUCACAAUACUCGUGAAGAUGAUCGCUUUCUUCGACUUGAAGGGCUUGAUGAUUUAACUGAUGAGGAGUUAAUCAAGGCCAACCUUGUCCGGGGAAUGCGUUGGACAGAAGAUGCCGAAACUCUCCGUAUUCAGCUGGAAUGGUGGGUUUCACUUUCUCGGGACAGCGAGGUGCCGUACAACACAUUAUUUUGGGUUAAACCCACCCGUUACAGUUUGAAAGAAUCGAUGAAGCGGUUACCGCUGGAGCAGCGCCAGCAGCUUUUCGGUAUUCAGUACCUCCCUGAGGCUGUGCGUGGAAACCUGGAGACACUCUGUGAGACUGUUGAUACCGUUCCUAAUUUGGGGGAUGACCUUAGCGAUGCUGAUCGAAUUGUGGAAAAGCUGGAGGAUCUAAAUGCUAAGACGAAAAGCAGUGAUCGGGAUAUAUCCUUUCACGACACUCAGGUGUCUAUUGGUGAAUAUUUGACAGAGGCAAAUGUGAAGAUGAUGUUUGAGCGCAUUCGCAAAGGUAAAACUGCGAAUGAAAGUGUUACCGUGUCUGACGUUAUAGACUUUAUAGGAACUGAAACACACAAUUCGUCUCAUAUAGUGUCUACUGUUUUUGACGCGUUUGAUCAGGGUCAAGGGACCAAACCCAUUACAGAGGCCACACUGGUUUCUAUCGGAGCUCGCUGUAGAGGGGCAUCAAAGUCUAGCACCCACGACGCACCUAAGAAGAUACCCACGCCGUCGUCUUCCUCUGAUGAAGUAAACGAAAAGUAA